This is a messenger RNA of Adineta steineri, 393 nucleotides long. NCBI's taxonomy places the organism in Eukaryota, Metazoa, Rotifera, Eurotatoria, Adinetida, Adinetidae. The record is from the annotation of a GenBank genome assembly.
AUGAGUACAUUUGAAGAUCUUCGAUCAGCUGUUAAACAAACACUUGAACAAAAUGGUUCAUUAGCAGCAACACGUGCUAAACUUCGCGCUGAUAUAUUUACAACAUUACAACAUCCAACAGAAGUUAAACCAAAAGUUCCACAUGAAAACUUACUUAUCAAUGAACUUAUUGUUGAAUAUCUCAACUAUAAUAAUUUACAUUGUGCUGCAUCAGUACUUGCUGCUGAAUCUGGACAACCAACACCAUCACUUGGUAGAGCUUUUGUUGCUGAACAAUUGAAUGUACAUGAUGAUGAGAAAACACGACAAUUACCAUUGCUCUAUUCAUUACUAUCACAUUUUUCAGCAAAUACAAGAACAGCUAAUCGUACAUUAUCAAAUCGUACAAAUUAG